UUUGAAGAAGUGGAUAACCCUUUCACUGUGCUUCUUCUUCUUUGUUGUGAAAGGUCAGGGAACAAUGGCUUCCUCUGCAACAGCGCCAAAUUCACUAUCCUUCUUCUCAUCUUCUCUCUUUUUGUCUUCUUCUCACCAAUUCCCUAAAACCUACAUUUCCGUCGCGAAAUUAGGCUCCGGCAGAGUGUCGAAGCCGCUCUCUGUCGCAUCCCAGCUAGCGACCCUACCGAUCAUCUCAUUCGAGGGAGAGAAGAUCGGAGAGACGUAUCUGGACCUCAAAACGGCGCCGGAGGAUACCGCGCGUGCCGUCGUGCACCGAGCCAUCGUGACGGACCUGCAGAACAAGCGGCGAGGGACGGCGUCGACGCUGACUCGCGGUGAAGUUCGCGGUGGUGGGAUUAAACCUUACGCGCAGAAGAAAACGGGUCACGCGAGGCGUGGAUCUCAGAGAACGCCGCUACGUCCAGGCGGAGGAGCGGUGUUCGGGCCAAAACCGAGGGACUGGUCAAUCAAAAUCAACAGGAAGGAGAAGAGGCUGGCGAUAUCGACGGCGAUUUCGAGCGCGGCGUCGGCGGAGGGAGCGAUAGUGGUGGAGGAGUUUGGGGAUAAGUUCGAGAAGCCGAAGACCAAGGAUUUCUUAGCUGCGAUGAAGAGGUGGGGUUUGGAUCCAAAGGAGAAAGCUAUGUUCUUGAUGAUGGAUGUGGAGGAGAACGUGGCGAAAUCUGGCAGGAACAUUGGGACGCUGAGGAUGUUGACGCCGAGGACUCUUAAUCUGUUCGACAUUUUGAAUUCUGAUAAGCUUGUGCUGACUCCUGCGGCUGUGGAAUUCCUGAAUGCGAGGUACGGUGUUGAUGCGUUGGAGACUGACGAAGAUGAAGAUGACGAUGAAGAUUCCACGGAAGGGGCAGAGGAAACUGCAGAAUGAGCAGCAACUUAUUAGAUCCAACUGGUGUGUAAGUGUGCCUUAUGAGUUUCACCUUCUCUUUCCUUUUUGUGUUAACAAGAGAAAUGUGUAUUUGAUUUAGAGAUUUUUUCAAAAAGAGAUCAUCCCCAAUUUCUUUUUUCAUACUGAUUUAUGUCUCCAACACUCAAUGAAGUAGACAAUAUGAACCCAACCAUACGAUCUCAAAAA
Messenger RNA from Eutrema salsugineum, 1132 nucleotides. RefSeq names its product 50S ribosomal protein L4, chloroplastic. Gene Ontology annotation, biological process: translation. NCBI's taxonomy places the organism in Eukaryota, Viridiplantae, Streptophyta, Magnoliopsida, Brassicales, Brassicaceae. Gene Ontology annotation, cellular component: ribosome. The record is from RefSeq and is a predicted model, not a curated record. The transcript is spliced from 2 exons. The coding region runs from base 65 to 925 and encodes 286 amino acids. Gene Ontology annotation, molecular function: structural constituent of ribosome.